Diplodia corticola is the source of this 1743-nucleotide messenger RNA. Its product is annotated as caib baif family enzyme. The transcript has 3 exons. Bases 1 to 1743 code for a protein of 580 amino acids. The record is from RefSeq and is a predicted model, not a curated record. Gene Ontology annotation, molecular function: catalytic activity. Lineage: Eukaryota; Fungi; Ascomycota; Dothideomycetes; Botryosphaeriales; Botryosphaeriaceae.
AUGGCCGUUGCAAAUGGGGUGAACGGAGCGAAUGGGGCCGCAGCCGCCAACGGGCAGCCGAAGGACGCCUACUCCAUGGAAGCCGAGACAAGGAAGUCUCUCGCAAGCCUGCUCCAGCUGGCGAAGACGCAGAUCCCGGCCGAGUGCAGACAUGUGAUCGAGAAGGCCACCUUCACCACCGACAACACAGGAAGCCCGUACUUCCCUUGCCCGUUCAAAGAGACCGAGGCCACGUCGGCCUUGAAGGCCGUUGAGGCAGGCAUGGCCGCUGCCAUUGCCAACCUGAUGUACGGCGAGAAGGACAGGAAAAUCACCGUCGAUCUUGACCGCGCCUCCUCUUUCCUUUUCUCCGCAUACCUCUCGACCGUGGAUGGCAUGAACAAGGCGCAUCCGGACGUGAAGUCGAAGCUGAAAGACACCGACCUGCUGCAGGCGCAAUCCAUUCUUUACCGGAGACUGUCCGCGAAUUUGUACGAGACCAAGAAUCCGGGCGAAUACUUCCACCUCCACGGUUCCCUCGAGGCAACAACCGCACUGAACAUGAUUGGCUUGGAAGGACACAGGCCGGAUAUGACGGAUUACAAAAAGUGCAUUGAGCUCAUAGAAAGCCACGUUAGGAAAUUUACCGCGGAAGAGCUGGAGAAGAUGAAUGCGGAGAAGAAGCAGGCUGGAGUAACGGCUUUGAAGUGGGAUGAGUUUAAAGAGACAAAUCAUGGCAAGACGUUGCUGGCAGAACCCCCGUGGAGAGUUGAGCAGAUCGAGUCGGAUUCUCCGCCAGUGCCCUUCCCCGGCCUAUCCACCGCGGCACCGAAGCCCCAAGUUCUUGCUGGUAUCAAAGUGUUGGAGCUCUGCAGGAUCAUCGCAGGCCCGGCAAUGGGUCGCGGCCUGUCAGAGUACGGCGCAGACGUGAUCAAGGUCACUGCGCCAACGCUUCCCGACGUGCCCUUCUUCCAGGUUGACGGAAACUUGGGCAAGCACACGGCGGACCUGAACUUGAAGAGGGACGAGGACCGCAAAGUGUUUGAGGAGCUCCUCGAGACUGCCGAUGUUAUUUUGGAUGGCUACCGCCCCGGUUCGCUGGAGCGUCUUGGAUACGGCCCAAAGCAGCUCGUUGAACUGGCCAUGAGGCGCAAGCGAGGCAUUGUUUACGUGGCUGAGGACUGCUUCGGACACGUUGGCGAGUGGGCAGGCAGACCGGGAUGGCAACAGAUUGCGGACUGUGUGACGGGCAUUGCAUGGGCGCAAGGCGAGUCAAUGGGCCUCAACGAGCCGGUGGUGCCUCCGUUCCCCAUGAGCGACUACGGCACUGGGUGCAUGGGCACGAUCGCCGCGCUCGUCGGGUUGUACAAGCGCGCGAAGCACGGCGGAUCUUACCAUGGAACAACGUCGCUCUGCCAGUACGACAUCUUCCUCCUGCAGCAGGGCCUCUAUUCGAAAGAGUUGAUGCAGACGCUUCGGAAGGUGCACGACCCAGCGUUCUUUGAGUUGAGGCACUACGACUCGGUGGAUGAAGUGGGCAAGCGGGCGCUGAAGACGAUGAGGCUCACGCACCCCGAACUGUUUGAGAGCAAGCAUCUUUUUGAGAGCUACAGCAAGGGUUUCAGUGCGCCUGUCAAGUUCGUGCGGCCGGUGACGGAAGUGGAGGGCACGUGGAACGGCUUCUUGCGCCAAUCGAGGCCAAACGGAUUUGACGCGCCAACGUGGCAGGACUGGGAGGUUGACGAGGAGAUGCUGAAGUGCUGA